Messenger RNA from Kockovaella imperatae, 373 nucleotides. RefSeq lists its product as hypothetical. Gene Ontology annotation, molecular function: DNA-binding transcription factor activity, RNA polymerase II-specific; zinc ion binding. The transcript has 3 exons. Lineage: Eukaryota; Fungi; Basidiomycota; Tremellomycetes; Tremellales; Cuniculitremaceae. The record is from RefSeq and is a predicted model, not a curated record. Gene Ontology annotation, biological process: regulation of DNA-templated transcription. Bases 45 to 269 code for a protein of 74 amino acids.
GGUCAGUUAGGAAGUUUACACCAGUGAUACUGUUGACCAAUCUCAUGAGUAUGGGUAGUUCAGAUGAGAUGACUGUCGUGUCUGCACGCGCCUGUGACGGAUGCCGGCGAAUGAAGAUCAAAUGCGUCGGCAGGGAACAUCCCCCUUGUCAGCGAUGUAAAAGUAUGUCACUAGCAUGCACGGUCGGAGAAGCGGCACCUCUCCCUUUCAAGCCAAGACUGGCCGCAGAGCAAGUGCAAGAUGAUUCCAGCUGGUCUGACUUCACUUAGGCGUGUAUCGUCUUUGGAGCAGGAUGUCCGUCAACUGCAGACUCAAGUCACCGAGAUACUUGGCAUGCUGAGACACCAGCACCCUUCAGCCUCUAUGAACAUUA